GGGCGGAAGUGACGCGCGCGGUGCCCUUGACGGGCGGGCAGGGCCGGGCCGGGCCGCAGGGGGCGGAGGCGGAGGCGGAGGCGGCUGCAGAGGAGAGGGUCGGGUGGCCCGGGUGCCUCUGCUCCUCGGUCUCGUGGCCGCGCUCGCGCCGCAGGGAGAUGGCUCAGCGUAUGGUCCUCAGGAGAUUGUUGGCACCCAUCUUCUCUAGAAAGCUCCCUCAGUGUCGCCCGGUGCCUCUCGUUCCUGAGGUUCUGGCCCAGGGCAGCUCCAGCAGACCCACCGCUGCUACACCCCGUUUGGCCCGGACGUUCUCCACUACCAAGAUCUCCAAUGUUACGUUUAACGUCCAGGAUGGGCCUGACUUUCAGGACAGAGUUGUCAACAGUGAGACUCCGGUAGUUGUGGAUUUCCAUGCGCAGUGGUGUGGCCCCUGCAAGAUCUUGGGGCCCCGGUUAGAGAAAAUGGUGGCAAAGCAGGAGGGGAAGGUGCUGAUGGCCAAGGUGGACAUUGACGACAAUACAGACCUCGCCAUCGAGUAUGAGGUUUCUGCUGUGCCAACUGUGCUGGCCAUCAAGAAUGGGGACGUGGUGGACAAAUUUGUGGGCAUCAAAGACGAAGACCAGCUGGAGGCUUUCCUCAAGAAGCUGAUUGGCUGCUGAGCUAGGCCCACUUUUGUUUUUCCCAGGGCCCCCCUAAGGACUCUCAUCCUUUCCAGCCCCCACCUGUCUGGCCCCCAUUGGCCCUUCCUGUGUCCUGGGACAGGGCUCUUCAUCUCCCAGUUGUCUGACUGCAGAAGACUCAUCCUUAGGGGAGGGGCGCUACUGCUCACCUGGGGAGGGAAGCCUGAGGCUGGGGGCUUGGAGGGCUUCUCGCCCUCCCAUGCUUGAUCCUCCCCCUUCCCACCACCAAGCCCAACCCCUACCAUUACCACCCCCAGCCCCAACCUCAUCUAGGCCCCAGUCGUAGCUGUCUCCAGAGAAGUUUGGAGAGGGGCCUGUUGCAGCAAGAUUACUUUAUAGUGGGGUCACCCUGUCUUGACUGUGAAGUUUUUAUUCUUGUCCUUUGAUAUCUGUGCUUUAUCACAGGCUCCAUGACCCUGUGCCUGACCUACUGGCCACAUUUUCUCCUCUGAUGCUGUUUUGUAAAAGAAAAGAGAGCAAAUUAUCUAUGUGUGCAUAUAUACAAUUCUCUCAUUUUUUGUAGGUCUGUAAUAAUAAAGAGAGCUUUACUGAUCACUUCUACCUCCCGCUGUGAAGAACAGACCCCCAAUGUACACCCUGCAGUUCCUCAGUAGCCACCACCAUCUAUCAAAAUCUUCCCUCGCUCCCCUUUCCUUUCCAGCCACAAAGGGGUGAGGGCAGGCACUGGCCCUGGGAUGGACCUGAGGAGCUUCCUAAAGCCCCAUCUUACCUUAGCAUCAGAGUCCUCUGGUUUUAUGAGCGGGAGGUAGAAUCACCUGUCCUGUGUGAGAGAGCCACUUGAACCCUCUCGGGGUGGCCUCUGGUGUUCCUUGUCCGGUUGGUUCCCUACCAUGUUUACAAAAACAAGCAUCUUCCCGCUCCCCAGUCCCAGCCCUUUCAUUAAAGUGAGACAAGCCCACCGACA
Messenger RNA from Dromiciops gliroides (monito del monte), 1605 nucleotides. It is a transcript of the gene TXN2, whose product is annotated as thioredoxin 2. Gene Ontology annotation, molecular function: protein-disulfide reductase activity. Bases 159 to 659 code for a protein of 166 amino acids. The record is from RefSeq and is a predicted model, not a curated record. Gene Ontology annotation, biological process: cell redox homeostasis. The transcript has 4 exons. Lineage: Eukaryota; Metazoa; Chordata; Mammalia; Microbiotheria; Microbiotheriidae. Gene Ontology annotation, cellular component: mitochondrion.